Messenger RNA from Syzygium oleosum, 1575 nucleotides. Its product is annotated as mitochondrial uncoupling protein 1. The transcript has 9 exons. Gene Ontology annotation, biological process: mitochondrial transport; mitochondrial transmembrane transport. NCBI's taxonomy places the organism in Eukaryota, Viridiplantae, Streptophyta, Magnoliopsida, Myrtales, Myrtaceae. Gene Ontology annotation, cellular component: mitochondrial membrane. Bases 338 to 1255 code for a protein of 305 amino acids. The record is from RefSeq and is a predicted model, not a curated record. Gene Ontology annotation, molecular function: oxidative phosphorylation uncoupler activity.
GAAACAGAGCACACGCCCAGUUGCGCUUUGCCCCAUUUCCCAUUCUUGCCUUUUCCCUCUUCCAUUCUGGUUCCCUCUUUUCGAGAUUCCCUCUUUUCGCGUCAUCUCUCUCUCUCUCUCUCUUCCUUGGCCAUCAUCAUCGUUCGGUCAUUGGGUUUUACUGCAUUUGGCUCUGCUGGGCUGGAUUGAGCUUUGAUCCUUCCAUGUCCGGCACCCCUCCUCCGCCUAUUUAGUCGCCGACCCAUUUCGCAUCGCGGGCUCCCUUCCCUCCUCUUCUUGCUUCGGCGCCUACGAUUCUCUUGUGUCGCGUGCGUGCGUUGAUCGGGGGGUAGGAAAGAUGGUGGCCGAUGGCAAGUCCAAGUCCGACAUCUCCUUGGCCGGAACUUUCGCCAGCAGCGCUUUCGCCGCUUGUUUCGCCGAGAUCUGCACUAUUCCUUUGGAUACUGCUAAAGUUAGGCUUCAGCUUCAAAAGAAACCUGCUCCUGGUGAGGCCCUGGCCUUGCCCAAGUAUAGGGGCAUGCUUGGCACAGUUGCCACCAUUGCAAGGGAAGAAGGUCUGACUGCACUUUGGAAAGGCAUUGUGCCAGGGUUACAUCGUCAGUGUCUAUUUGGAGGCCUUAGAAUCGGGUUGUAUGAGCCGGUUAAGAGCUUCUAUGUGGGUAAAGACUUUGUCGGAGAUGUUCCAUUGUCCAAGAAAAUUCUUGCUGCACUCACAACUGGUGCCCUAGGAAUUGCAGUGGCAAACCCAACUGAUCUCGUGAAAGUUAGGCUUCAAUCUGAAGGAAAAUUGCCCCCUGGUGUGCCUAGACGCUACUCUGGAGCACUCAGCGCUUAUUCAACAAUUGUCAGACAGGAAGGUGUGGCCGCUCUUUGGACAGGAGUUGGACCGAAUAUAGCACGAAAUGCUAUAAUCAAUGCUGCUGAGCUAGCCAGCUAUGAUCAAAUCAAGCAGAGUAUUUUGAAAAUUCCGGGAUUCUCAGACAAUGUUUUCACUCAUCUCCUUUCUGGUCUCGGGGCAGGAUUUUUUGCCGUCUGCAUUGGCUCUCCAGUUGAUGUGGUCAAGUCUAGAAUGAUGGGAGAUCCUACUUACAAAAGCACCCUUGAUUGCUUCGCAAAGACACUGAGAAACGAUGGUCCUUUAGCAUUCUAUAAGGGCUUCAUUCCAAAUUUCGGAAGGCUGGGAUCUUGGAAUGUGAUCAUGUUCCUAACGUUAGAGCAGGCUAAGAAAUUUGUCAAAAAUCUACAAUCUUCUUGAGCUCCGAGGAUCACCUGCCAGCUCUCACAAUAAUUUGCUGAUUACAUAGGAAUUCUGUUGUCCAGGAAAGCUGAUCUCAAAAUAAUAAAGUCCCAAUUGGUCAUUACUAUUACGAUUUCGCUCAUUGUUAAAGAGGAACCAAGCAAAAACGAACAGCUAGGUGGUCAUUGCAACUAAAAAUUUUUGCUGGUUGCUGUCUUUUCUUGCUCUGUUCUUUCACCAGUUGACCAUCAUCACAUGACUGUUCUCUUGGUUAAUUGCCAGAGUGAGAUCAAACUUACUGAGCCAAUGAAUUGAAAAUCAUGCUCAUUUCUGUGGUA